UACAAAGGAACUUGUGUGAAAAGUUGCCUUUGAUUUGCGUGAAACUUCGUCAUUGUUACAUUGUUAUUUGGAAUUUAGUGAAAUGGACAAAGAUCCGAGUAGUCAUGGUUCCUAAAACUGGUUGACAUUGAUAAGCGCACAUCGCUCAAGAUGGAAACGAGCAGAAAUGAAGACAAAAUUGUGCUAGAGCACAGCCACUUUCAUCACGACUGCACGGUGCGAGAUGUGAUCGUUUCCACCGUUGCCAAAAAAACGGUAGGAUCCCCUUCAAGCUCGUCAACCUCCGAAGGAGAAACUUCAUCACCAGUAACCAGCAGGGACACAUUACAGCAGAAGCUCGUCCGAGAAUUUCCCGGAGGCCGUGGCGGAAGAACCAAAGCCAGAACCCUUUACAAGAGAAUCUACCGGCCACGACGGUCGAUCCGGUCUGCUCGCAAGAUUUGCUACAAGACCACGGUGGAGAAUUGGCGUCCCGGUGGAAUGAGUAUCAAGUGCCCUGCCUGCCAGUCAUGCCGAAUUCCUGUGGUCCGAUCGCACCAACAACACGAAACACGGUCCUCAUUUUGUGCGUCGUUACUGCUUUGCUGUUGGACAUUCUUCUGUCUGCCCUGUUGCUUCCCCCAACCCAAACGCGAAUACCUGCACUGUUCAACCUGUAAUGCGUUCCUGGCAAUGUACGACUACGAGGAGAACUGCGUUGAACCAAAUUUUGACCUGUUUGAGGGAGGAUGAUGGACGUUGCGUGCUACUUACAUGCUCUCGGUGAAGCUGGCAAGACACUCGCGGACGUGGUCGAUUUGGCUGUCGUCCCAGGUGCUGUUCUGCUCCGGAUUGGGGGCACUCAUUUUGUUUUUUUCAACCCCGCAAACACUUGUUCCAACAGUUAACCACUCUACGAUGAAAAUAAAAGUAUCACAAACGCACUAAA
This is a messenger RNA of Culex pipiens pallens (northern house mosquito), 928 nucleotides long. RefSeq lists its product as uncharacterized. The transcript is spliced from 2 exons. NCBI's taxonomy places the organism in Eukaryota, Metazoa, Arthropoda, Insecta, Diptera, Culicidae. The record is from RefSeq and is a predicted model, not a curated record. The coding region runs from base 151 to 732 and encodes 193 amino acids.